Messenger RNA from Fomitopsis serialis, 885 nucleotides. RefSeq lists its product as uncharacterized. Bases 117 to 440 code for a protein of 107 amino acids. NCBI's taxonomy places the organism in Eukaryota, Fungi, Basidiomycota, Agaricomycetes, Polyporales, Fomitopsidaceae. The transcript has 2 exons. The record is from RefSeq and is a predicted model, not a curated record.
CGACUUUCUGGAUCGACGCCACGCGCUGAGCGCGGAGUCCUGCAUGCCCGUAUACCUGACUUCCAACUUCAAGCAGUCUCGCGGCUCGAUACGCACGCUUCUGCGAAAUUACAGCCAUGGCUGCGGAACAUCCCCCAUUCUACAUAUUAGUCUCCCACAACAAUCCUUUGGCUACCACCUCAACGACGCUCAGUCACCCGGUCAUUGAAUACCAUUACGCCGACGACUCGCCACACUCUCUUCUGCCACAAUACCCGGGGGAACGCAUUCUUGUCAUAGACCAUGAUCCAAACAGGAACACCCCUCCAGCGGCGAAGAGCCUAUCCUCCGACAUCUCCGUGACGAAUGUCAAAGUCAGUGGAGCCGCCGGCGCGGGCGGACUUGAUGAAGAACACAAUAUGUACAUCCUCGAAACGACGACUAUGCCUGAAGAAAUGUGAGUUUUACUAUUAUCCUGUUUGGCGUGCUUUGUGGUGAUUUCACUUUUCUUCUGUGAAAACAGAGUAGCCGACGAGGAUCUCCAGGCCCCUCAUACUCUUUUGGCACGAUUUAAACAACGGAAUGCUGUUAUCAGGCAGGUUAUAGACUAUCCUGAGAUGGCGAAGAGAGAACAGCAGAUUGCUACGUCAUGUCCCGCGGCUGAUUUACCUUCUCAAUCUUAGACAAGGGCAUAUGGCAUGGCUAUAUCUCAGGCGACGACGAUCCACCGUGCUUGCUGUGGGGACUUAGUGUGAUAUGUCUACGAAACCGUUAGGGCAUGAUGAGCACCUGCUCAUGGAUAUGCUGCAGCUUCGUAUGGCAGUAGGCAUUCUACUACAUCCUCGCGCAGUCAUCUGUCGGAGGCGCUUCACUGUGGCAUACCUGUCCAUAUAGAAGAUUGAAGGC